CUCCCGGUCAGCUUGGUGUGGACCUUGCAGGUUCAUUUCUCCUAUAGUUGGGGAGCUCAGUAACAAGUACCCUCAUGUCACAACUUAUAAGAUUGACAUUGAUCAGGAAGCAAUUCGAGACACGUUGAGCAGGUUGCAGAUUACAUCUGUGCCCACACUUCAUUUCUUUCAAAACGGGAGAAAGGCUGAUGAACUUGUAGGUGCAGAUGUUGCACGACUGAAUCACAUUACAGAGAAAUUAUUCAAGAAGGACUAGCUCUGAUUUUGAGGUCGGAAGGAAUUACUGAUGGUCGAUCCAGUACACAUGAUAAAACUGCAACUGCUUAUACGUUCUUUAGGUGUCACUCCUGUUCAGUUGUUUGGGCUUAAUGCCAUCGCUUACCAUGGAAAUUGAAAUGUUAUUUAUGGCAACCAUUUGAUGGUAUUUUAAAUCUCUACAUGAAAAGAGAAAGAAUUUGCAUACUUGCGUAGGACAUGAGAGAUUUGUUAUUAGUGAUUUCUUAUAUUAUACAUACCGAAAGAAUACCAUGAAGUUAAAAAAUCUCGAGUAUUUGUGAUUUCUUAUGUAAAUCAUUAGUGUUAGUUUUUGCUUGUGCAUUUGUGAAAAAUAUAUCACAGAUAUGCCGAGAGAAAAGGAGAUAGAAGUGGUGAAAACAAGAGAACAAAUUGGUUUACAAAAUGAUUUGAGAAACCUAUCUCACUUCAAGUCUGGUAAGGAUUUUAGUUAAUUGUUCCCUCGAAGGUAUGAGUCUAACAUCUAGUAGCUGUUGUGCAAUUCAAAGUCAAAAAUAUAUUAGCUACCUGAAACCUACUAACCUCAAGUUGAUAUUAUUGUAAUUUUCAAGAACAUUACAAAAAUAAAAUAUGUAAUUAAAAACAAUCCUUUUGUGAAAUGAGCAACAAAACACACAGUAUAAGAGGACUAAUAUAAAUAUUUUUCAAUCUAAAAGAACUAAAAAGUUAUAUAUAUUCUUUAGUUUAUAUUCAGAAGAGUACAGAACUAGUCAAUUAAGAUAUAACAAAGAGAAGAGAGAGAAAGAAAAAUUCCAACUUAGAACUGUAGCAGUAUGACUAUGAGCAUCAUGGGUGCACACUGGGUGCACCAACCUUGUCAUAUCCCUCGUGCUUCCACAAACAAAGUGUGCACGCGUCAUCAUCGUUCGCACCACCACCCUACCCCUUUUCUCUUUUUGUCGCAGACUCCAAAGCUUUCAAAGGACUCACGUGGAAGCAGAUUGACCAAACCCCUUGUACUUGCAGCCACCGAAACACAACACGAGCGACCCCCCAUUCGACCACUCAUCGAUCUCUUAAAGUCCUGCGAGCAAAAUGGGUCUCUGAAACAAGCAAAUUGCAUUCAUGGGCAUGUUUUAAAAUUUGGUUUUAGUGACCGAGACAACUUGGUGUUUUUAAACCACGUAGCUCACGUGUACUCAAAAUGCAUGGAUUACAAUGCUGCUCGUAAGGUGUUUGAUAAUAUGCCUACGAGAAAUGCUUUUUCUUGGACUGUCAUGAUUGUUGCAUCGAACGAACAUGGCUACUACCGUUACGGGUUGGAACUUUUUUGCAUGAUGUUGGAUAGAGGUGUGUUGCUUGAUGGGUUUGCUUUCUCCGCUGUUUUGCAGUCUUGUGUUGGAUUAGAUUCCAUUGAGUUUGGUGAGAUGGUGCAUGCCCAAGUUGUUCUUAGGGGUUUUCUUAUGCAUGCUGUUGUGGGUACAUCUCUUCUCAACUUUUAUGCAAAGUUAAGAAAGUGUGAGUGUUCUGUUAAGGUGUUCAACAACAUGCCAGAGCUUAAUGAUGUUUCUUGGAAUGCAAUGAUUUCUGGGUUUACUUCUAAUGGUUUAUACCAACAAGCAUUCGAUUGUUUUUUCAACAUGAUUGAAGUUGGGGUUUCGCCUAAUAAAACUACCUUUUUAUGUGUUUCCAGGUCAAUUGGGCAAUUAGGUGACAUUAACAAGUGUCAUGAAGUUCAUAGGUAUGCUUCUGAAUUGGGAUUGGAUUGCACUACUUCGGUUGGAACGGCUCUUAUUGAUAUGUACUCUAAGUGUGGGUUUUUGUCCGAUGCACGAGUUCUUUUCGACUCGAAGUUUGCAAGUUGUCUGGUUAAUGCGCCUUGGAAUGCAAUGAUAACAGGCUAUUCACAAGCUGGUUGUCACUUAGAAGCUUUGGAAAUGUUCGCAAGAAUGUGCCAAAAUGAUGUCAAACCAGAUCUUUACACAUUUUGUUGUCUGUUCAACUCAAUUGCUGCUUUGAAGUGUCCCAAAGCCUUAAAGGAGACACAUGGGGUGGCUCUAAAAGGUGGAUUUGAUGCGUUCGAAAUUAGCGUAUCGAAUGCCCUAACCGAUGCUUAUGUAGAAUGUGAGUCACUUGAAGCUGGAGAGAAGGUAUUUUAUAGAAUGGACAAGAAAGAUAUAGUAUCUUGGACAACCAUGGUGACUGCAUAUUGUCAAUAUUCUGAGUGGUGGAAAGCCUUGGGUAUCUUCUCACAGAUGCGGAAUGAAGGCUUUGCACCCAAUCAUUUUACAUUUUCUAGUGUGAUUACAGCAUGUGGUGGUCUUUGUUUACUAGAAUUUGGCCAGCAGAUUCAUGGUUUGAUAUGCAAGGCCAGGUUGGAAACUGACUCAUGCAUUGAAAGUGCUCUAAUUGACAUGUACUCCAAAUGUGGCAAUUUGGUAGAAGCAAAGAUGAUAUUUGAAAGGAUAUCAAACCCUGAUACUGUUACUUGGACUGCAAUUAUAUCCACUUAUGCUCAACAUGGUCUUGUUGAAGAUGCCCUUAAACUCUUCAAAAAGAUGGAACAAUCAGCUGUGAAAGUCAAUGCUGUUACAUUGUUAUGUAUCCUUUUCGCUUGUAGCCAUGGAGGAAUGGUGGAGGAUGGCUUGAGAAUUUUUAAUCAAAUGGAGAGCAGAUAUGGUGUGGUACCGAAAAUGGAACAUUAUGCUUGCGUUGUUGAUCUCUUAGGCCGCGUUGGCCACUUGAAUGAAGCAGUGGAAUUUAUCGACAGAAUGCGGAUCAAACCAGAUGAGAUGGUUUGGCAGGCUCUGUUAGGAGCAUGUAGGAUUCAUGGAAAUUUUGAGCUAGCCGAGACGGCUGCUCAAAAGAUUAUAUCAAUUCAACCUGAACAUUCUUCUACCUAUGUUCUUUUGUCCAACACUUACAUGGAAUCAGGGUUACAUAGAGUUGGAGUUGGUUUGAGAGAUGUCAUGAAAGAACGAGGCAUUAGAAAGGAACCAGGGUAUAGUUGGAUUUCUGUGAGAGGUGAGGUUCAUAAGUUUUAUGCUAGAGAUCAACAACAUCCUCAGAAAGAUAAAAUCUACACUAUGUUAGAAGAGUUGACUAGGCAUAUGAAGUACAUGCAUUAUGAACCAGAAUUUAGUUUAAUAUUUUAACGUUUGAACUCAAUUUAUUUGAUUAAAAUAGUGCUUAAAACAAGUAAGGCAAAUAAGGUAGCAUUUGGCUUGUGCAAAUAAUAAUAGCAUGAUUGAUGCUAUGGAAGGUAACAUUUGGGGGCAGAUAACACGUGGCCAGCUAUUGGUACAAAUAUAAAAUCAACUUGAGAGGGUACGAGUAUCGCCAUUGGUGUUUUCUGAUUUGGAAAGCAACAUGUGCCACUAUUUUGUUACACUGUCAUGUGAAAUAUGUAUCAACUUUAUUAAUAACUAAUUUCUGUUGAAGAAGACCACCUUACGUUAAA
Molecule: messenger RNA, 3694 nt
Organism: Cicer arietinum (chickpea)
Lineage: Eukaryota; Viridiplantae; Streptophyta; Magnoliopsida; Fabales; Fabaceae
Source: RefSeq, a predicted model, not a curated record